AUGGCUUCAAACUCUGCUGCAUUGGUAAAUGGACUGGGAUCUACAUUCUUGACUGGUGGCAACAAGAGCCAAGCCUUGUUAACUGUGCUCCCUGGUGAAUAUGGUUUCGACCCACUAGGCCUUGGAAAGGAUCCAGCAUUCUUGAAAUGGUACAGAGAAGCCGAGCUCAUCCAUGGCCUAUGGGCAAUGGCUGCAAUUGUAGGUAUCUUUGUUGGCCAGGCCUGGAGCGGUAUCCCUUGCUCCUCCUUAUGGGAUGGGUCGAGAGCAAAAGAUGGGUUUGACUUCUUCAACCCUGAGUCCCAAUCUGUUGAAUGGGCUACUCCAUGGUCAAGAACAGCAGAAAAUUUCGCCAAUGCUACCAGUGAACAGGGCUACCCUGGUGGCAAAUUCUUUGAUCCAUUGUGCUCGGCCGGUUCAUUGAAGGAUGGAGUUUACCAUCCGGAUACAGAGAAGCUCGAGAGAUUGAAACUUGCAGAAAUCAAGCGUGCUAGAAUUGCCAUGUUGGCUAUGCUAAUUUUCUAUUUUGAGGCAGGGCAAGGGACGACCCCCCUUGGUGCCCUUGGCUUAUAA
This is a messenger RNA of Fraxinus pennsylvanica, 570 nucleotides long. The record is from the annotation of a GenBank genome assembly. NCBI's taxonomy places the organism in Eukaryota, Viridiplantae, Streptophyta, Magnoliopsida, Lamiales, Oleaceae.